CAAACACACACGUACACCCUUACCCAACAGGGCAAAGAGAAGAAAAGGAGAAAACAAGAUGAAUUCACGCACGUUAUUGUCUAAAGGCAGUUUAAUGUUUAUGAAAUGUCUCUCUCUCACACACACACACUCACACACCCCACAAAGUCUUUAGGCUCCAGUUACAAGCCCUGCGUCAUCUUACCGGAUCACAUGGUAAUGGUUGCUAUUUCAAGGAUCAAGUGGCAUAAAGCUCCCCCCUCACCCCACCCCACCCCAGCCCUUCCCUUUGGUACCAUAUAGCGUGCAAGAGUGAUUAUUGUGUGAUGGGGUGAGACCAGGCUCACUGGUCCAACCCUCCCAACUGGAAACCAGGCUCUCGGUGGGGUGGCGCGCACGCCGUGUUCUCACGAAGUGAUUGGGAAAGGGGGACGGGGGAGGGGGUCUCAGGGGAGGAAGGGCAGCUCUAAUUGGUUUCUCAAUGAAAGAUAAUCACCUAUUCCCCGGAGAGGCGGGGGAUUAGCACUCUGCCUCUCCUCCCCGGCGCUUUUAGACGUCUCAUCCUCCCCUCGAUGCUCCUAGUCCAUUCAGCAGCAGCGGAUCGAAGACCGCGGCUCCUCGCGCCGCAGUAGGGGCAGCGCCGCCGCGCUCCGGGACCCAGCGCCCAUUCGCUCGCCCUGUCCGCUCCCGCCUCGCCCGGCUGCAGUCCCAGCCGCCGUCGCCCGAGAAAAAGUUUCGCGGAGGGGCUCGGGGAAAAACAUGAGCGAGCUGGAGGAAGACUUCGCCAAGAUUCUCAUGCUCAAGGAGGAGAGGAUCAAAGAGCUGGAGAAGCGGCUGUCAGAGAAGGAGGAAGAAACCCAGGAGCUGAAGAGGAAGCUCCAUAAAUGCCAGUCAGUGCUGCCCGCGCCCUCGACCCACAUCGGCCCGCGGACCACCCGGGCACAGGGCAUCUCGGCCGAGCCGCAGACCUACAGGUCCUCCCACGACCUCCGACAGGCGUUCCGGAAGUUCGCCAAAUCCGAGAGGUCCAAGGAUCUCAUAAAGGAGGCCAUUCUUGACAAUGACUUUAUGAAGAACUUGGAGCUGUCACAGAUCCAAGAGAUUGUGGAUUGUAUGUACCCAGUGGAGUACGGCAAAGACAGCUGCAUCAUCAAAGAAGGAGAUGUGGGGUCACUGGUGUAUGUCAUGGAAGAUGGUAAGGUUGAAGUUACUAAAGAAGGCGUGAAGCUGUGCACCAUGGGUCCUGGAAAAGUGUUUGGGGAGUUGGCUAUCCUUUACAACUGUACCCGGACGGCGACCGUCAAAACUCUUGUAAAUGUGAAACUCUGGGCCAUUGAUCGACAAUGUUUUCAGACGAUAAUGAUGAGGACAGGACUUAUCAAGCAUACCGAGUAUAUGGAAUUUUUAAAAAGCGUUCCAACAUUCCAGAGCCUUCCUGAAGAGAUCCUCAGUAAGCUUGCUGACGUCCUUGAAGAGACCCACUAUGAAAAUGGGGAAUAUAUCAUCAGGCAAGGUGCAAGAGGGGACACCUUCUUUAUCAUCAGUAAAGGAAAGGUUAAUGUCACUCGUGAAGACUCGCCAAAUGAAGAACCAGUCUUUCUUAGAACCUUAGGAAAAGGAGAUUGGUUUGGAGAGAAAGCCUUGCAGGGGGAAGAUGUGAGAACAGCAAACGUAAUUGCAGCAGAAGCUGUAACCUGCCUUGUGAUCGACAGAGACUCUUUCAAACAUUUGAUUGGAGGAUUAGAUGAUGUUUCUAAUAAAGCAUAUGAAGAUGCAGAAGCUAAAGCAAAGGCUACACAGAUGUCCCCUAGGAAGAAAACGGUCAAAGACAGAUAUGAAGCUGAAGCUGCUUUCUUCGCCAACCUGAAGCUGUCUGAUUUCAACAUCAUUGACACCCUUGGAGUUGGAGGUUUCGGACGAGUAGAACUGGUCCAGUUAAAAAGUGAAGAAUCCAAAACCUUUGCAAUGAAGAUUCUCAAGAAACGCCACAUAGUGGACACAAGACAGCAGGAACACAUCCGCUCGGAGAAGCAGAUCAUGCAGGGGGCUCAUUCUGACUUCAUAGUGAGAUUAUACAGAACAUUUAAGGACAGCAAAUAUUUGUAUAUGUUGAUGGAAGCUUGCCUAGGUGGAGAGCUCUGGACCAUUCUCAGGGAUCGGGGGUCGUUUGAAGAUUCUACAACCAGAUUUUAUACAGCGUGUGUGGUAGAAGCUUUUGCCUAUCUGCAUUCCAAAGGCAUCAUUUACAGGGACCUCAAGCCUGAAAAUCUCAUCCUAGAUCACCGAGGUUAUGCCAAACUGGUUGAUUUUGGCUUUGCAAAGAAAAUAGGAUUUGGAAAGAAAACAUGGACUUUUUGUGGGACUCCAGAAUAUGUGGCCCCAGAGAUCAUCCUGAACAAAGGCCAUGACAUCUCAGCCGACUAUUGGUCACUGGGAAUCCUCAUGUACGAGCUUCUGACUGGCAGCCCACCUUUCUCAGGCCCAGAUCCUAUGAAAACCUAUAACAUCAUAUUGAGGGGGAUUGACAUGAUAGAAUUUCCAAAGAAGAUUGCCAAAAAUGCUGCUAAUUUAAUUAAAAAACUGUGCAGGGAUAAUCCAUCAGAAAGAUUAGGGAAUUUGAAAAACGGAGUGAAAGACAUUCAAAAGCACAAAUGGUUUGAGGGCUUUAACUGGGAAGGCUUAAGAAAAGGCACCUUGACACCUCCUAUAAUACCAAGUGUGGCAUCACCCACAGACACAAGCAAUUUUGACAGUUUCCCUGAGGACAAUGACGAACCACCACCUGACGACAACUCGGGAUGGGACAUAGACUUCUAAUGCAUUUCUCUUACCUGCUUCUGCCUUGCUGGAGACAGCUUUUUCUAAGACACAGCUGCCAGCAAACCUGAAGGAAAGAGAGAAGAUGAGUGCUCGGGGUCACCAUGAUGCCUUUGAUCGAUGCUGCUCCAGUAACUACAGUGGCAUUAGGACUUAUUGCUUAGAUGACAGUAGUGCUCUUUACAUGUUUUCUGUUUGAACCUAAAUAUAGCAGUUGACAUGGUGGUCCUGAAGCAAAGCCUUUCACCAGUAAAGAGAUGUUCUUCAUUGUUGCAAUGAUCUUGCUUUGCUCUGAUUAUAAUUUGAAAGACUGUAAGAAACACUUCAAUCUAGUAAAAGAGUCAGUACCUUGCUAGAAUUAUCAAGAAGAUCAAAAAAUAAUAUAUUGGGUACGAUAGAUUAUUAUGGUACAAAAACUGGACUCUUCCCUUUCUUCAAGUGAGGGUUGUCGGUUCUGUUACUGCAAGCCGGUGUAUAUUCCGUACACAAGAGGACCACACAUCUGCUGGUCGCAGAGGUCAUGUCAAACCAGUGCUAGAAGUUUCAUGAUUUUAUUUCCCAGCAGUGCUGAUGACGAGACUGAAUGUUCCCUUUCCUUUCUGACAGAUUUUAGAAAUUGGUAUGAUAAAAGCACAACUGCUGUGGAUUCUGCUGAGAAAUUUCAUAGCAGGUAUAUACGUGUUUUCACAGAGGACUGAAGAAAAAUCAACAUGCAUGAUAUAUCUGCUCAUUUCUUGUUGAUAAAUUGGCAUGACAGAGUGGGGGAAAAAAAGCAAUUCACAAAUCAUUUCAUAUUUUUUUAAAUAGUGUGCUUAAAGAUGGUCCUGGAAAUAAAUGACUAGCAGCCAAUUGGUUUUAAUUUGUUACCUAACACACCUUCAAACUGAGGCUUAAAAUAUUCCCUUUUAUAAAAAUAAACCCUUACGAUAGGGUGGGGUGGAGAGGGAUUAAGAUCCAUCCAAAAAAAAAAAAAAAAACUAUAUAGGUGCUAUGUACAUUUUUCAUCUGUAAAUGUCAGUGUCUGAACAGACAACACAAAUUCUAAUCAUUAUAUGUGUAGCCAGAGAAUCAAGCAUUUUCACUCAAGUUAUCAAACCAAACUCCUGUCAGAUUUCACUUAUACAACAUAGUCUAAGGUUAAGGGAGAAAGGUGACUAAACGUGUAUUUGAACUAGCUUCCUGUCUUAGGCCUGAACCAAAAAAGAAAAGAAAGCACAAAACCAUUGAUUCACCAGAUGAGAAAACUAACUUUAUGAGGUCAGGAACAAGAGAAGAACCUGGCCAGGUGCGAGAUUACCUUUUUGUCCGUGGCAAUAUGCGUCUAGUAACAUGUGAAGGGAGAAAGGAAGGAGAGAGAGAGAAAGAGGAACCUGCUAUCUUAAAAGUAAAUUAGAGCUAAAUAGAACAGAAAUAUUACAAAUCUGAAAUAUCAUAAUAGCUAGGAAAAGAUUAGGUUUGAAAAUAACAAAUUGAUUUCAUAGAGAAAAGAAUUGGCAAAGAGUCGUUUAUUGGCAGGCCAGUUGACAACUAUUAGGUGUCCUAAGUAGCAGAGCCAACUGGCAUUAUACCUCCUUAGACAAAUGUGUAAUUUUAUAAGCUGUCAUCCUGAUUUGAAACUUUGUGAAUAUGGCAUAUUAAAUAGAAGUUUGCGUCUUUGUUUUAAAAACUCAAUCAAAUGUAGACAUUUCUAUAAAACAUAUGUCCAACUAGAUCAUUAUGUAGUAUUCAAGAAGGCAUAUAUUAUGAUUUUUGUUUGAAUUUUUCACAAGAAGUCUUUAGAAUAUGAUAUAUUAUCAAAACAACAAUCUAAGAAACAUUUGGAGAACAAAAGUACUAAGGGCAUAUUAUAUGUAAUUACAAUAAAUUUAAAAUUUUGAUCUUAAUAAUAUCUCAAUAAUAUCCUCAUAUUAUUGGAUUUUUCCCUCCCUUGAUCAUUUCUCAAAAUUGUUCCUCAAGAUACCUUCUUCUACAGGUUUUACAAAACAAUAUUAAACAUAGCAAUCUAAUAUCCAGCUAUUAAUGCUACUUCAGAAGUUUAAUAUUGCUUUUAAUUUGGGCCUUUAAAAAUAUAUAAUUGCAACAUUACAGUCAAUGUUCAGUGAUUUUUUUUUUUAAAGACAGUGGUUCAGGCAUGCUAAACGUUUGCUAGAAAAUGAAAUUGACCUAGUCAUUUUAAAUAAGAGAAUCUUCUCCUGCAACUUUUAAAAUAUCCCAAUAGCCCCAGAAAUUAGCACUUACUCUGGGUUUGGAACUAUGGUUCAAGUCUAAGACAACCAAUAUGUUCAAGUUUUGCGGAGAAGGAAGACGUGGCAUUGAGCCUAAUGCAACUGUAGGUCAUUUCUCCCGCUUGUUAUUGCAUCUUUGUUCAUUUCUCUCGUGGCACUGCAUUAGGCUGUCUAAAGCAAUCACCAAAAAAACACAGGUGAACUACAUCUCACAAGAGUUACUACGAGAAAACGUUCAUCUAAUGUUCAACAAUGAAUUUUAAGGAUUUAAAUCCUGUCUUAAUGAUGACACUAGGGCUAAAAUUCAUGGCUGGCUUCAUAAAGCACAUCUCACUUUAUUUCUGAAUUUUUCAUGCCCCUUCUCAUUUCUUACAAGAACAUCCGAAAAAAAAAGAACAUCCAGAUAAGUUAGAAUAGUGCCAACUUGUUUGAUCUGUUAACUGAAUUUCUUGUUAAUAUUUCAAGUAUGGGAUAUAAGGGCUUUCUGUGUGUCCUGACUCACAGGAAAACUGAAAACUGCCAAGGAAAGGAACAUCGUUAUACUUGAGAUAGAUUGACUACAUUAGGAAAAAUGAUUUCUGGAAAUUUGCUAUGAAUGAUUUUUAUGUUUUUACCUUCUUUAAUAUAGGAAUCAGAUCCACAUGCCAUUUAAAACAAAUUUAUUUUUAUUAUCUUCUUUACAAAUCAUAAUUUUACCUAAAAUUACGGGAUACGCGUGUGAAGCACACAUGUAUACUAUAGAAAUUCAACUACUGAAUUUUUCCUGUUUCCUUUCUAAAAGACUGAACUGAUGGUGGACUUAAAGAAGUCAGCUACCAUGAAAAUAAGGCUAUUAGAACCGAUUGCAUACAGUAGAGGUGGUUUGUGCAUUCUCCAUAACAAUGUUUUCUUUCACAAUAGGACCACAGACAAAUAUUUAUGUAAAUAGAUAUUUUUGUGUGAUAUUUUGUGGUACAUAUAACUUUUUUUAGUGUUUCACAGCAUUAUUAUUUCAUUUAAUUUGUAUGGAAUAAAGUUUUUAGGUCCAAGUAGACUUGAAUUAAUGUCCUGAUUGUCAGUAUUAUUGAAAAUUCUGUCAACUGUACUGUUCUUCAUCUGUCCCAUAGUUUAGAACAUGACCUGGCUAUCUGGCAUUGUUGCAAGUGCCUUAAAUUCAUGGCAUCCUAUUAAAAAAACAAAUUCGGUGUUAUGCUGCAUGACAAAGACAAACACACCUCAAAAUGUUGUCCUUUCUUAGCUUGCUGCGUUUUACAGUUCUUUCUGCUGACAAUUUAUAAGCCUUUAUUAUAUAAUAUUGAUGAAUUACAGAGAUGAUGAAGUUGCUCUCUUAUUUCUGUUCACUGUACCAGAGCUGUGUAUCUGUUAAUGAGACACAGCGUCAUUUCUGUGAAAUGUAUAAAUGUAUGUGCAGGUCAAAUUAAUAUAUGACAUACUACCAGUCUGUAUACAGGUAUUCCUGUUUUGCUAAGUUGUGCAGAUUCAGUUUUUUAAAAAAAAAUCAGUGCAGUCAAAUUAUGAAAUCUCCUUUUUUAGACUCUGUGAAAAACCAUCUAACUCAAAAGAAAAAUUGGAAAAUGACUGCUAACCAAGCCUCAUCAUGAAACCAAUGAUAAACAAAUGCACCACUCAACAGAACAGGAUGCUUCCUCUGAGUUCUUGUAUAUGCAGAUCACUUAUAAGGCAAGUUUUCAACAGACCUGGAAAGCCGAACUUUGAAAGUGUGUUGUUAGCCCUCCUCUUUAUCUGCCCUUGCAUCAACAGACAGAGCUCUGGGGCGUGACAGUGACUCAGAGGUUUGGACUUCCAAGUAAAGGGACGUUUCUUGAAGCAUCAUCUGUCAACUUUAUUUCAAUGUAUGAUGUUUUUACAACUGGUCAGUUCUUUUGUAUUCCUACAGCUAUGGUAUGAUUGUCCUCUUACAAUUUGUUCUACAUGAAGGAGUCCUUUGUUAGUCAGAAUGCAACAACUGUCAUCUGGUGGUCACUGACCACUUGCACUCUUUUGAUGUAGAUUAAAAACUUUUUCAUAAACGUAACCUGCUUUGAUUUGCUCUGUAUUUUUCCUGCAGCUGUAAUUGCCGAGUGCCUGUUGUAUACUUUAUAGAGUUGAAAUAAAAAAAUAAUUACUUUUGAA
Capra hircus (goat) is the source of this 7154-nucleotide messenger RNA. It is a transcript of the gene PRKG1, whose product is annotated as protein kinase, cGMP-dependent, type I. The coding region runs from base 739 to 2796 and encodes 685 amino acids. NCBI's taxonomy places the organism in Eukaryota, Metazoa, Chordata, Mammalia, Artiodactyla, Bovidae. Gene Ontology annotation, molecular function: cGMP-dependent protein kinase activity; ATP binding. The record is from RefSeq and is a predicted model, not a curated record. The transcript has 19 exons. Gene Ontology annotation, biological process: protein phosphorylation.